AUGAGCGAGAAGAUGACCGCCGAGGCAGUGCCUCUACUGCGAGGACGAGUUCAACAGCCACGCAGAUCCAACUAUUCUACCGUGCUGGGUCUCUUGGCUGCUGUUUGUCUUAUCUCUUUCUUCCAUCACCGGCCUCAUCCUGAACCAGCGGUGACCGAAAACCCUACAGAGAAGCCAUGGACAUGGGAAGAUGUCAAGCCAAGCCGAGAGCUCCACUGGAAGCCAUGUUAUGCCAAGUUUGAAUGUGCAAGACUUGAUGUCCCGAUGGAUUGGCUCGAGCCUUCAGAUGAUAAACGUGUCGUGCUUGGACUCAUCAAAUUGCCGGCCAAGUCCAAGAAUAACCCUGUGUCGCCACUUUUCGUCAAUCCUGGUGGCCCUGGUGGGUCAGGAGUUGCCUUUGUGAGAAGAGAAGGACAUAUCCUUCAAGCAGCUGUGGGCGACAACCAUGAUGUCAUCAGCUUCGACCCGCGAGGAGUUGGCGUCUCUACACCUCGUGUCGAGUGCUGGGGAUCUACUCAGAAGAGAAUCCUCUGGGCUCUCCAAGACACACCCGUUGCCGACGAACGUCCAGGUCUGAUAUACGAUGCUUAUGCCCGUGCCUCAGCCUACUCGGGUACAUGUGAAGCAGCAAUGGAGGACAUGGGUAUCAUGCAGUUCCUUGGAAGUGCAUCCAUCGCUCGAGACAUGCUCGAGAUUCUUGACAAGACGGGUCACGAGAAGCUUCGCUACUGGGGCUUCAGUUACGGCACUAUUCUUGGUGGUGUGUUUGCUGGACUUUACCCUGAACGGGUAGAGAGAUUGGUUAGCGAUGGAAACGUCGACUAUUACGACUGGUUCAACUUGGACCAUAGCAACUUUGUCUCUGACACAGACAAGAUCUUUGACGGCUUUGAUACAGCCUGCCAUAAAGUUGGCCCUCUCAAGUGCGCCUUCUACGCCGACUCGCCCAAAGCCAUAGAGAAGCGUCGAAGUGAUCUUCUCACUCAGCUCAAAAUAUCACCUGUUUUACUUCCGCCAGUGAACCAAGAAUCAGGUCCCGAGCUGCCCCUGCUCGUCACAUACUCCCACCUCCAACGCCUUAUCCAAACCUCUAUCUAUAGCCCAAUGAAGAAGUUCCCUAAGCUAGCCAGCGUGUUCGCCGCCUUGGAGAAAGGUGACGGCACACCCUAUCUUGAGAUGGUCCUUGAGGGUAUAAACAAGGCUCUCGAUGGGAACAUGUGUGAACUGGGUGACACACCUAGUACGAUGCCUGUUGAGACGCCUAUGGAGUUGGAUGCCUUCCCUGCGAUUAUGUGCUCGGAUUCAAAGGCUGCGACAGAGACUCCUCAAGAAAUUGCAGAUUUCUUUGAUCAAAUUACAAACAAGAGUCGUUGGGCUGGAGCAGCUAAUGCUAAUUUCCGAGUGUCAUGCGUGGGGAGAAAGAUGAGGCCAAAGUGGAAGUUCACAGAUGCGGACUUUAGGGGCGAUACUGCGCACCCUAUCCUAUAUAUUGGCAACAUGGCCGAUAACGUCACGCCUCUUCAGAGCUCCUUUAACAACUCAGCCAAGUUCCCAAGCUCUGUUGUCCUGAAGCAAAACUCCUACGGUCACUGCUCUGCCGCAGCACCCUCGUCAUGCUCUAUUCGAUAUAUCAGAGAGUAUUUCCAGAACGGCACGCUCCCAGCUCCUGGUACUGAGUGUGACUCGGACUACGAUCUCUUUGAGAUGCCCAAGUUGGGAGAGGAUGUGACAGGCUUAGAUGAGCUUAGUUCCGUUGCGCUUAUGCUAGCGAGGGAGGUAGAGAUCCCUAGGGCAUUUUGA
This is a messenger RNA of Fusarium sp. VM40, 1800 nucleotides long. The record is from the annotation of a GenBank genome assembly. Lineage: Eukaryota; Fungi; Ascomycota; Sordariomycetes; Hypocreales; Nectriaceae.